Abrus precatorius (Indian licorice) is the source of this 2181-nucleotide messenger RNA. Its product is annotated as caffeic acid 3-O-methyltransferase-like. Gene Ontology annotation, molecular function: protein dimerization activity; S-adenosylmethionine-dependent methyltransferase activity; O-methyltransferase activity. The coding region runs from base 90 to 1193 and encodes 367 amino acids. The transcript has 4 exons. The record is from RefSeq and is a predicted model, not a curated record. Gene Ontology annotation, biological process: methylation. Lineage: Eukaryota; Viridiplantae; Streptophyta; Magnoliopsida; Fabales; Fabaceae.
CGUGGUUUGAUAGGAAUAUAACGGAAAAGGCUAAAAAGAAAAGCGGACGAAGAAGCAGGGAGUAAGUGAGUGAUUGGAGAGAGUGGAAGAUGGCGAGCGUUCCGAAUUCGAAAUUAGCAGUAGCAGCAGCAGAUUUAGAAGAUGAAGAAAGCUUCGCGUAUGCUUCACAGCUUGGAAGCUCCGUAGUGCUUCCCAUGGCACUUCAAUCCGCGAGUGAGUUGGGAGUAUUUGACGUAUUGCAAAAAGCGGGUGCUGAUGCUAAGCUAUCAGCAAAGGAUAUUGCGUCACAGCUUUCGUGCGAAAACCCACAAGCUCCCUCAAUGCUAGAUCGUAUCCUCGCCCUUCUUACCUCUCACUCCAUUCUCAUCUGUUCCCUCAUUCCCGACCACCAAAACAUUGGAUCCUUUCUCAGACUCUACACCAUCACUCCGGUAGCCAAGUUCUUUGCUCGCAACUCCGAUGGAGUUUCCUUGACCCCCUUGAUGGCUUUGAUUCAAGAUCAAGUCUUCCUCCAAAGCUGGUCCGCGCUGAAAGAUGCAAUUAAGGAAGGGGGUAUUCCAUUCAACAGGGUUCAUGGCACUCAUGCUUUUGAGUAUCCAAACUUGGACUCAAGGUUCAAUCAAGUUUUUAAUGCAGCAAUGGUCGGUAACACCACUCUAGUGAUGAAGAAGGUUCUGGAAUGCUACAAAGGUUUUGGGGAUAUAAAAAGGCUUGUGGAUGUUGGCGGUGGUCUUGGGAUCAACAUCAACAUGAUCAUUUCCAAAUACCCUCAUAUCCAGGGUAUCAAUUUCGACCUGCCUCAUGUCAUAGAACAUGCCCCUUCCUAUCCUGGAGUGGAGCACGUUCGUGGAGAUAUGUUUGAAAGUGUACCAAAAGGAGAUGCCAUCUUUCUGAAGUGGAUACUUCAUGAUUGGAGUGAUGAGCACUGUUUGAAGCUGUUGAAGAAUUGCUAUGAUGCCAUUCCUGAUGAUGGGAAAGUGAUUCUUGUGGAGGCAGUUCUUCCAAUAAUACCAGAGACUAAUACUUCUUGGAGGUCCGUUUCCCAAACUGAUGUUCUGAUGAUGACUCAAAACCCCGGUGGGAAAGAGCGAACUGAGCAAGAAUUCUUGGAAUUGGCAACUUCUGCUGGAUUUAGUGGAAUCAGAUAUGAAUGCUAUGUUCGCACCUUCUGGGUUAUGGAGUUCUUCAAGUAGACCAUCUCCUACUCUGCUUACUUGGUUCUGCGUUUCAUGUUUAUGGUUUUCUGCAUUUCAAAAUCAAUAAUUAAACACGCUUGACUUUGUAUUACGUUCGUGUUUCAACUUAUAACUAGCAAGAUUCUAAUGCAAGCUUUUAAAAAAAAUAUUAAAAUUAAUGUUGUUAAACAUUGGUGAAGUGAAAUUAAUCUUGAGAAAAAAAAACAUGCAUUCAUUGCCAACAAUGAAAACUUUAUUUCGUUAGAUUAAACAAAUUAGAAAGAAAAUAUAUUUAGAAUUAAGGAGAAAUUUAUUUUAAAGGAUUAUUUGAAUGAAAUUAUGUUAUUUAAAUGCUUAUUAAUAUGAUAUAAUGUGUAAAUAUUUUAAAGUUAAUAUUCAAAUUAAAUUGAGAUUGGUCAAAUUUAAGAUAUAAAAAAGGGUUAAAAAAAAUUACUAGAUGUGUUUUAUAUGAAAGGUUACAUUACUCAAUAAAAAAUAAUAAGGAUAUGUUUGAUUUUUCUUUUAAAAAGAGUUUUUAAUCUUUUUUAAAUAUAAUAUAAAAUUGAAAACUCUUUUAAAAAUAGAAAAUAAUAGCUCUAAAUCUUUUAAAUUUUCUUAUUUAAAAGUACUCAGAUUUUAAACCAAGACAGAAGAGGGUGAAAAUGAAACUUCAUUUUAAUUCUACAAAUGUCACUUAGUGUGUUUGGUUUGUUACAACUCUAGGAUGAUUUUAAUGUCCUUCCUAAAAUUUUUGUAAGAGAAAAAUGUUUUUUAAAAAGGCUUGCAUACAUCAUGAAUUGUUGAUUAAAAAGUUUUUUAAUUGAAUAGUUAAAAAAAGGUUAAAUUUACCAAAAAAAACAUUUUAGUAAUUUUAAUAUCAUCUUCCUCUUCCUCUGUCUUCCCCGGUGAAAUCCUCCACAACAGCAAGUAAAGCAUUUGUCAUGGCUACCAAAAGAUUAGGGCAGUUCUUUGACAUGGCUACCACAGCUGCAUUUGUCAUUCUCUG